Messenger RNA from Pseudopodoces humilis (Tibetan ground-tit), 1245 nucleotides. Lineage: Eukaryota; Metazoa; Chordata; Aves; Passeriformes; Paridae. The record is from RefSeq and is a predicted model, not a curated record.
CCCCGGAGCCCCCCGCCAUGCCCCGGCGCGGCUGACACCGCCGCCAUGUACUCCCCGUAUUGCCUGACCCAGGAUGAGUUCCACCCCUUCAUCGAGGCGCUGCUGCCCCACGUCCGGGCCUUCUCCUACACCUGGUUCAACCUCCAGGCCCGCAAGCGCAAAUACUUCAAGAAGCACGAGAAGAGGAUGUCCAAGGAGGAGGAACGCGCCGUCAAGGACGAGCUGCUGGGCGAGAAGCCGGAGGUCAAGCAGAAAUGGGCCUCGCGCCUCCUGGCCAAGCUGCGCAAGGACAUCCGGCCCGAGUGCCGCGAGGACUUCGUGCUGUCCGUCACCGGCAAGAAAGCGCCGUGCUGCGUCCUGUCCAACCCCGACCAGAAGGGCAAGAUCCGCCGCAUCGACUGCCUGCGCCAGGCCGACAAGGUGUGGCGCCUGGACCUGGUGAUGGUCAUCCUGUUCAAGGGCGUCCCGCUGGAGAGCACCGACGGCGAGCGCCUGGCCAAGGCUCCCCAGUGCGCCAGCCCCGGCCUGUGCGUGCAGCCCCACCACAUCGGCGUCACCAUCAAGGAGCUCGACCUGUACCUGGCCUAUUUCGUCCACGCGCCAGAUUCCGGACAGUCCGACAGCUCCAACCCGCAGGGAGACGCGGACAUCAAACCACUGCCCAACGGCCACCUGACCUUCCAGGACUGCUUUGUCACCUCGGGGGUCUGGAACGUGACCGAGCUGGUCAGGGUGUCCCAGACCCCCGUGGCCACGGCGUCGGGCCCCAACUUCUCGCUGGCCGACCUGGAGAGCCCGGGGGGCUACUACAACAUCAGCCCCGUCGCCCUCGGCCGCCGGCCCCUGGGACCCCCCACUGCCAGUGGCCCCAAGCGCCCCAAGGCGCUGGACGAGGGGGACCUGGAGGGUCCCGGGGACGAUGUCUUCUACCCCGGGCCGGGGCGGUCCCCAGCCCCCGGCAGCAGCCAGGGACCCUGGGGGGGGGACGUUGACACCGGCAGCCCGCGGGCCACGGCCUCGGCGCUGCACUUCCCGUCGGGGUCCCUCCUGCCCCAGUCGAGCCCCUACUUCGCCCACCCCACCAUCCGCUACCACCACGGGCAGGACUCGCUCAAGGACUUCGUGCAGUUCGUCUGCGCCGACGGCGCCGCCCAGGGCCCCCAGCAUUCGCAGCGUCAGGCGCCGCCGCUGCCCCCCGCCUUGUCGGCCUCGGACCCCGCGACGGCAACUUUCUGACCCUCCCCC